This is a messenger RNA of Dendronephthya gigantea, 861 nucleotides long. RefSeq lists its product as uncharacterized. The transcript has a single exon. The coding region runs from base 1 to 861 and encodes 286 amino acids. The record is from RefSeq and is a predicted model, not a curated record. Gene Ontology annotation, molecular function: G protein-coupled receptor activity. Gene Ontology annotation, cellular component: membrane. Lineage: Eukaryota; Metazoa; Cnidaria; Anthozoa; Malacalcyonacea; Nephtheidae. Gene Ontology annotation, biological process: G protein-coupled receptor signaling pathway.
AUGGAUGUGAUUAUAUAUAUCCAGCUAUCACUUCUGUGUACUGUGAACGUAUUUUUUACUGUCGUUGGAGUAUUCCUGAAUACGCUCGUUAUACUUUGCCUUUUGAAAUCUUCACAGCUUCAGAAGAAGUUGUGUUAUUUCAUGCUAAUGGUGCUGUCGCUUUUUGACUUGUUUGCAGUUGUGACGAAUCAUCCUAUGCUGAUAAUAUAUUCAAUCGUUUGGAUGAUCGAAGACUACGAAAGAUUGGGAACGUUGUACACGUAUGUGGACAUCACGGAUAUAUUCCUUGGGUUUUCAUUGCUUACGCUUUUGGUCAUGAACCUCGAUCGCUACCUCGCGAUUGUUUACCCUCUUUUUCAUAGAACCUCGGUGACUAGGCGUAGACUUGUUGUAUUUCUGGCGAUAUUUCUUCUCUUCGAGGUAAUCUUGGCAGGAAUCUCCAUAGACAACUUGGUCAUCUCCGAUGGGAUGGCCACCUUGAUUUUUGCUACCGUUGUCUCGCCUCCGCUAUUCUUCAUUAACUACAAGUUGUUUAUCGUCGCCAGAAAGAUUAGCAAGAGGACCGCUGCGUCUUCAGCUGGUUUAAGAAAGCCGGUUUGCUUGAAAAACAUUUCAAGUUGUCUCCUGGCUGUGGCCUGCUUGCUCUGUCUCUACCUUCCUAUGAGCGUCUACAUUGCCUUAAGCAUCGCAGAGAAAUCAAAGCUGUCGCCUAAAGUGAAAAUAUCCUGGCUCUGGACAAAAACUAUCAUCGCUACGAAUUCUACAUUCAAUUGUCUUAUAUUUUUCUGGAAAAACAAAAUGUUGCGUUCUGAGGGAUUGACGGUUUUAAAGUUACUGCUUGGGAUGUGCACAAAACAAUAG